CGGGUCCUGCUAAGAUGGAAGGAAAUUUGGAAUUAUGUCUCUCUCAAAUCGCUUAUAAACUCGCAGUCGGCAAUUUUGAAACGUAAAAAACUAAACAAGGAAAGCUCAAGAGGUUGGGCGAGAGAGAGAGGGAGAGGGAGAGAGAGAGAGAGAGAGAGAGAGAUAAGAGAGAGAGAGAGACGGGUCACUUGCUCAGAGCCCCAUAUCGACAGAAAGCUGAGAAAACUAGAACUCUUUUCAGUUCCCAGACAAAGAUUUGUACUUGCAGACGAGCAGAAAGCGUUAAGCUUCAAAAGCAUUAAUAACAACACCUCACGUUCUUACUGUUUGGAACUGCACUCUCUCCUCACAGAAUGCUUGCAUAAUAUCUGCGUCCCUUGCAACGAAAGCGAUGUUCGUAUCAUGAGAUAAAUACAACGCUCAUACAUUUUCUCAGCAAGAAAAGUGAGAUUUAGUGUGUCUUGCCUUUGAUCUUCGUAAGUUUGUAGUUUCUACUUCUGAGAUCAGUUAUAGUGUAACAGUAACUAGCACUCAGAUUUCAAUAAUUACUUAGGCCCUGGAGGAGGCCAGAUUUGCUUAGGAACUCCAAGUGAAUUAUGUUGGUUUGUUAAUGGGCUGCUAUUGUUCAAAGGAAGCUAAAACGCCUGGCUACGAGGACCCUAAGAUUCUUGCUGCCGCGACACCUUUUUCUGUGAACGAAGUAGAAGCCUUGUAUGAGCUUUUUAAGAAAUUGAGCAGUUCGAUAUUUGAUGAUGGACUUAUCCACAAGGAAGAAUUUCAGCUCGCGCUCUUCAGGAACAGAAAUCAGCGCAAUCUUUUUGCAGACAGGAUUUUUGACUUAUUUGACAUCAAGCGCAAUGGGGUUAUCGAGUUUGGAGAAUUUGUUCGAUCGUUAGGUGUCUUUCACCCCAAUGCACCUGUCGAAGACAAAAUUUCAUUUGCUUUUAGACUGUAUGAUCUGAGACAGACAGGGUACAUUGAGCGAGAGGAGUUGAAGGAGAUGGUACUGGCACUUCUGCACGAAUCUGAUCUGGUACUCUCGGAUGAUGUCAUCGAAGUGAUUGUGGAUAGGACAUACAGUGACGCAGAUAAGAAAGGCGAUGGGCGGAUUGAUGAAGAAGAGUGGAAGGAAUUUGUGAUGAAGCAUCCGUCUAUGAUCAAGAAUAUGACUCUCCCGUAUUUAAAGGAUAUAUCAGUAGCGUUUCCGAGCUUUGUGAUGACUUCUGAAGUUGAAGAUUCAGAAAUAUGAGAGUAUGACAUGAAAGAUGCUCAUGUGCCAAUAUGGUAAUUACUUCGAAGGCCGUUCGAAUGAAGCCACUCGCACUUCACGAAGAAUAAAUUUCUACGGUGACACCAUAGAAAUCUCGAGAUUAAGAUGAAGCCGCGAAGAACUGCUGGCGAAGAAGUCGUUCCUGGAGUUGCAUUCAUGCUGUCCUCAAAGUCUCAACUGGUUCUUCAAAUCUAGGGCUGGCAAACAUAAGUGUAUAUAUAGUCUGUCCAUGUAUUGGCAGAUCACGUUGUCUUUCCACUUUUUUUUUUCUCCCUUUGUAAUGCUGCUUCAACAUCAGAUGUUCUGUGAUAAGAUUUGUUGUAGAGUUAUGUAUGCCAGCCGAUCCUUUGAUGCGAA
This is a messenger RNA of Pyrus x bretschneideri (Chinese white pear), 1627 nucleotides long. RefSeq names its product calcineurin B-like protein 4. The coding region runs from base 611 to 1249 and encodes 212 amino acids. Gene Ontology annotation, biological process: calcium-mediated signaling. Lineage: Eukaryota; Viridiplantae; Streptophyta; Magnoliopsida; Rosales; Rosaceae. Gene Ontology annotation, molecular function: kinase binding; calcium ion binding. The record is from RefSeq and is a predicted model, not a curated record. The transcript has 10 exons.